AUGGCGGAUACGACGAUCUCAAAUCCUAGUAUGGAGCCUCUGUUUUUCUCUGUUGAUCCAAUGUCUCUUAUACUCUCUCAAAACUCAGACACACAUCAGCUUAAACUCUUGUUAGACGGUUUCUCCGGUUUCGAGAGAGGACCAAGAUACGACGAAUACUCGAGAUUGCGUGAAUCAAAGCUCCGCAUGAAACGAGAUUUCCAGAGAUUUCUCCAGGAAGAAGAAGAAGAAGAGCCGAGGAAAAAACAAGUGAGAUUCGAGGGUAUUUCAGUAACUUCACGAGAAGUAGAACAAGAGAAAAUUUCUCCGAUGAAGAAACAGACGCGAUUCGGGUUUUCCCCGAUGAAAAAAGCUCCGUCUUCUUCGUUGGCUCAAUCGGUUCCUGAUUUCUCAGCGGUGAUACGUAAAGAGAAUCGCCGUCCGGUUAAUUUCAACACUACUACUCCGCCGCCGCCGUCUUCGAAGAGCAGAUGCGGCGGCGUUUUGGCGGGAUCGGCUUCUUCUUCCGCCGCCGCGAGAGGGAGCAAAUCGGCGAGUGCAGGGGAGAAGAAGAGUAAAGGUAUGAUGAUGGGUAUGGCGCGUAAGAGCUACGCAAAUGUUGAGGAUCUCAAGAAGAUUUCAGUUGCUGCCGCUUCUGCCAUUAACGGCGGCGGAGCAGGAGGGAGAAAAACCGGUGGCGUUGGCGGUGGCCGGACUAUUCUUGGUUACAGACAGAUUUACUGA
Microthlaspi erraticum is the source of this 723-nucleotide messenger RNA. Lineage: Eukaryota; Viridiplantae; Streptophyta; Magnoliopsida; Brassicales; Brassicaceae. The record is from the annotation of a GenBank genome assembly.